Molecule: messenger RNA, 2968 nt
Organism: Acanthopagrus latus (yellowfin seabream)
Lineage: Eukaryota; Metazoa; Chordata; Actinopteri; Spariformes; Sparidae
Product: dysbindin-like
Exons: 6
Coding region: 960-1556 (198 amino acids)
Biological process (GO): negative regulation of protein kinase activity
Cellular component (GO): cytoplasm
Source: RefSeq, a predicted model, not a curated record
GCCAGGUGGUGUAUCAAACUCUUACCGAAGCCAGUUGAGAGAGGAAAAAAGAGCAAGAGAAACCUUCAGUGCCUUUCUUUGCUCUACUUUCAAUAAAAAUAAACUCUUCAGUUCUGAUAUAACUGAUGCGACAGCAGUUACGUUAACCUUGAGGAGCCUCCAUCAGUGUCUUCUGUUGCUGGGCAUUACACCUAAACCCUGCAUAUAGCUGCCAGUUGCUCUAGAAUGGACGCUGAUACGCUGAUACGUUAUUACAAAUAUUAUAUUCCCUUUCUUCCAGUAGAUCUCCUAAAUCCUUAAUACUGAACAAGUACUAUUCUCACUGUUCACAGAGGAGGAGUCGAUUUAGGGCACACCAAUAAAAAGAAAAGCCCUCUCCAAGUGAAAAAUCUGAUUGUCAGCAAAUGUAACAUCACUGCAUUAUUGGAUUUGCCAGCUACUGCUGCUAACUUUAGCCCUCGUUAGCUAGUAAGCUCAGUCAGCCAUGCAGCUAGCAGUCCAAUUAGCUUAGAUUAGCUAGACUGUCAUUGUUGUUUACACAGCUAGCCCCAGGAGAUUUGGACCACCUGGUGGAGAGUACAGGACCCGGUGGGAAUACUGAAGAGAGCAGUACCGGAAUGGGCACCAGAACAGGAGCCACGUAAGCCGGCAAUGGAACCAGGCAGGACCCAGGAUUUCUUGAUAAGUGACAGAAGUUUUCCGCCUCCAUUCCGAAUAUGCCACCCGGGGAGAUCAUUGCUUCCGGUCGCCUCCACGGAGCCACAAACUUGUUCUCGCCUCAUCCAAGUGGCUCAGAGUGCACUGAAGGAAGAGAGGAGAGGGAAGCGGGCCAGCCAGCAUCAGUCACUUUCGAGCAGAGGAGUUGGGAGAUGAUCGGCAGCCCCUCAGCUGAACUCUCACAGGGCUGACGGCCGGCACACACCCAUCAUCUCUGAAUCCUACGACUCUCCGGCUGCAGCAUGAGCUCCUCGUCGGCCAACCUUCACAGCAAACGCCUGCCCUCGGAGGCUGAGCGCAGCCAGAGGCUCCCAGAUGUGGACGUGGCACAGCAGCUGAAGCUGAGAGAGAGGCAGCGUUUCUUCGAAGAGGUGUUCCAGCACGACGUGGACGUCUACCUAUCCUCGGCACACCUUUGUAUCCGAGACUACAAGAGACCUCCAAUUGGCAGCAUCUCGUCCAUGGAGGUGAACGUGGACUUGCUGGACCAAAUGGAGCUAAUUGACAUCUCUGAUCAGGAGACUUUGGAUGUCUUCUUCAGCUCUGGGGAAGACGGGGUGCUGACCUCCCCACUACCAGUCCAAGGAAACAACAACAAUGAGGAAGUCAUCAGUAACGGGCUCUUCCGACAUGUCCUGGAGGGUCUUGAGGCCAAGUCCCGCAUGUCCUCCACAUCUUCAACCUCUUCCUCCGACAGCCAGAACACCAACGCCAACGGAGGAGACACCCCGGUGGUCAGGUCGGACGAUGAGGAAACACACACCGGCACGGUCAAGCGAAGAGCUGCACUCCCAGAGAGAGAGAAGAUGAAAUGUCAGACUCCGUCAUCAUCUUCGUAGGAUGUACACCUGACGACUUAGCUGAGGACAAAGAGUGGACUUUGGGAUGCGCGGUGCUGAAAGAGGCCUCACAGCUGCGUCUGUCUUCCACAAACUGGCUCUAUCACUGCUUCCAGACUUUCCCCUGAUUUAUGAGUUGCAGGUCGGGUUCUGUUUGUGUUUUGGAGGUGGGGACAGCGAACUGUAAAUAUGAGAUGUCCUAUUAAUUCUCACCUGCUUCCAUUCCUGAUUUGACAUAUUUUGAAGGACAAGAUGUGUUUCUUUGUUUCUGAGCUCACAGGUCGUGCAGUUGAUGAACAAAAAAGUCUGUACAGUUUUAACACAACCAAGGAAAAGAAAAUGAUAAUUGAAUGAAGAGUGACUUGGCUGUAGGGGGCUUCAGAUCAUUAAGAUGUCCUGUUUCUGAAAGCAACACGUUGUCCUGCCAAUGCAAAUCCUGUUUUCUAGCUCUUAUUCAAAAUAAAUCUCACACACAAUUUCUGUGUUUUAACAAUAAAGGAAUAAAAUGUAUUCAUGUGUUUCUAAGAAUCAACAAAGCAGUUGCUGGUUAUUUAAAAGACAUACCUUACAGUUGAUGUUUCUGUGUUCACUGAACAACAGAUAUAGUUGCUUCUCUUCUGUUUUUGCUUCAGACACAGGAAUGAACUAGUUGAUUUGUGCUGACUCACGCUGCAUGGCUGGUGAAUGAGAUCGUAUCAGGUUUCCACAGAAGCAUUUCCACUGAAAAAGAUAAUGUCAAAGUAGGAAAAAGGGGUUGACUGGUUCAGUUUUGUGGGAAGAACUUGCGAAAGUUUAACUUCAACAUUUAAGACUAUGAAGCUCACUUAUCUUGAAUUCUGAGCACAAAUUUGUUAAAGUCAGAAUUUGUCCACGCAAGUUGUGAUAGACACGACAUUGAAGACAGCUUAUGGAGGGCCUUUCUCGUUCAAACUGCUGGGGGACAUCAGAGGACAAUGGAAACUGAAUCCCUCAUGUAGUAGAAACAGUUGUUAUAUGUGAUAUAUUAGAGCAAACAUUUUUUUUUUAAAAAAACAACCAUCUAAUUUAGUGAUUUUUCCCCACAGGGUACACAGCUGGCCUGGUGAAAGAGCCAAGUGUUUACACCCCCACUCUCACAUCCAGACUUGUUUUGAAGAGGGAGGGAGAAUAUGGUGUUUACAACAUCAGUGUGACUGGGUGUAGCUGCUCCGCGGAGCCAUACUGUACAAGCAGCCGAAACACCAGAACACUGGGCCUGGUGCGAUCAUCAUAGUGCUCGCCUCACUGCUUUCCUUUUCAUCAAUAUUUUGUACUGCAUUUUGACAUAAUAAAUGUACAUACAUAUUAACACGUUUGAUACUCAAGAAAAAAAUAGAAAUAAUAACAAAAUAAAUAAAAAAUAAACACAAAUGACACAGAGAUUAAAAUAAAUA